This is a messenger RNA of Anthostomella pinea, 1665 nucleotides long. Lineage: Eukaryota; Fungi; Ascomycota; Sordariomycetes; Xylariales; Xylariaceae. The record is from the annotation of a GenBank genome assembly.
AUGUCUUCUCCGCUUGCCGACCGUCUGGACCAUGGUGUUGCGUCGGGGAUCGAUGCCUCUGCGAGCGCUCCAGCUGCUGAAGCCGACGACAACCAGGUGUCCAACCGCUCCAGUCAACCACCAGCUGUGCGCAAGCUGCCGCCGCCCGAGAGCUCGGCAGACACGCGAAGACGGUCUCUCGUCGUCGCAUCUUUCUGGUUCAUCGUGCUGUGUCUCGGGCUGCCGAUAUGGUGGAAGACAACCACCAUAUACCGGGCGAAUCUGCCCCUGAGCCAGAUGACCGACUGGGCUGACGGCAAGACAUGCAGCCCGGUGUUCCCUCUACAGGUUUCCGUGGAAGCCCCUGCUUUGCAAGACGGCGAGGCCCAGAACCUGAUGCGAAUAACCCAAUACGCCCUCGAGACUAUGACCGACUUCCCUGGCUACCGGCUACAACUCGAGAUGCCACAGACUACCACCGCAGACCAGACGACCGACCCGAGUCGUGAAUCGAAUACCGCUCUUACCAUACGACUGCAACCGGGCGACGUUGCUGCGUCUACUCUCCAUCCACAUCUGCCUGUCCUCGAGGUCACGUACCCGCCCAGCUCGAUCCCUUCUCCUGAGUCUUCCUCCAACGGCUUUGCGACAUAUCUUGCCACGCAGCUUCGCUCGACCUUCGCCGAAGAACAGGCCAUCAUGUCCUACCUCCUUGCGACAUCAUCUAUACCCUCCGACCAACAACCACAGGGGUCCUCUCUAGAUACCACCGAGUCCUUGUCGAAGCGAAUGACACGGUCGCUGAAAUACUCGGGAACAUAUCACUUGACGUUCUCGCUAUUCACGAGCGGUCCUGCUCCCAGCAGCUGGGACAUCGAGGCGGCUAUCGACCAAUACAUGAAACCCGUGCUGGAUAUGUUGAAGCCCAUCCACAACUUCACAAUCGACACCCAGGUACAGCUCUAUGCAGCCCCGGGGGUGCACUCACAGGUGCUCAGCAAGGAAGAUCUCUCCUCGUUCAUCAACGCAGCUGAGUGGCCACUGUCCCCGGGCAUAGGUGGCGCGCCGACGGUCAACUUCGUCGUGUUCACUGGCAACCAGACCAUUGGCAUGGACUCGGAGACGGAGACGUCGCAGUCGUGGCUGAUUCCACAAUGGGGUUCUGUGUAUCUUCUGUCGCCACCGCCUGCGACCCAUGUCCCCUCCGACUUGCUGAAGCAGCCGAUCCUGACCUUCACAUCCCAUCUCCUGUCUCUCCUCGGUACCCCGCAGUCGGGGUCGUUGCCCAUGCGGCUGUCGACGCUCACGCGCAUUAGGUCGGCAGACUUGCUGCUACGUGCCUCCUCCUCGCUGGGGUCACUAGCGCGUCUCUCGCUGGCUCUGCCCAGCAUCUCGAUUCCGUCCAGUGUCGCUGACGGUGUAGCCAAGUCGAUGCACCAUCUUGAGCUGGCCUGCGCCAACCUGGGCAGCACCGAGAGCCUCGAGCACGCGCGCAUAGCCGAGGCAGAGGCAGAGCGUGCAUUCUUUGAGAAAAGUAUGGUCGGCCAGCUGUAUUUCCCGGACGAGCACAAAGUGACCGUCUACCUGCCCCUGCUGGGACCCGUGGGAGUUCCCCUGGUCAUGGGUCUACUCAGUGAACUAAAAGCCUGGAGGCAGAGGAGACAACAAAAGGCAAAGCUGUCUUAG